GAAAGAAAGAAAACAGAUCAUCGUGACAGUUACAACCGUUUAUUUGACCGUUAUCUAUAAACUGUUGUUUUGUUAUCUUUACCUCUGUAUAUUUAGUCCAAUCAAGAAAGGGAUUUGGAAGAGUUCGUUUCCGAGAACCUCGGUUCAGCAAAGUCACGGAAUUUUCCUUUGUUCUACGUCUGUGUCAAAUCUUUUUCGUUGCAAAAGACAAUUUUAUUGAAAUUAUAAUUGAGAGCAGUAAAAUUUCAUCAUGGGCUUAGUUUGUUCGACGGCACAGCUGGCGUGCCUGUGUGGUAGUACAGCAUGCAGUUUUUGCUGUUCACAAUGUCCUUCAUGUCGCAACAGUACCAGCUCAAGGAUUAUGUAUGCUUUGAUGUUGGUGCUUGGUACAAUAGUAUCAUGUAUCACCUUAUCACCUGGACUUCAAAGUACUUUGAAAAAGAUGCCAUUCUGUGCAAACAGUUCCAACUCUGCGUUAAGUCCUGUAACAAUUGAUUGUGAACAAGCAGUUGGAUAUUUAGCUGUAUACAGAAUUAGUCUUAUCAUGACUCUAUUCUUUGUCCUUAUGUCAGUCAUGAUGAUUGGAGUUAAGAGUUCAAAAGAUGCGAGAGCUCCUAUACAAAAUGGAUUUUGGGCUAUUAAGUAUCUUCUGGUUAUUGGUGGCGUUAUUGGAGCAUUUUUCAUUCCAGAAAAUUCAUUUGGCCCAACUUGGAUGUAUUUUGGAAUGAUCGGUGGCUUUAUGUUUAUACUAAUUCAAUUGAUUCUUAUUAUUGAUUUUGCUCACACUUGGGCUGAAUCAUGGGUUGGAAAUUAUGAAGAAACUGAAAACAAAGGAUGGUAUGUUGCUCUCCUUGGAACCACUUUUCUUAAUUAUAUUCUGGCUAUUACUGGUAUAGUGCUACUUUAUGUUUAUGCCACUAAGCCUGAUGAUUGUUCAUUGAACAAAUUCUUCAUUUCCAUCAACUUAAUUCUCUGUGUCAUUGUUAGUGUAGUCUCUAUUCUGCCCAAAGUACAAGAAUAUCAACCUCGUAGUGGUUUGUUGCAAUCUUCUGUCUUAUCAUUGUACAUCGUUUAUCUAACAUGGAGUGGUGUUUCAAACAGCCCAGACCAUGACUGUAAUCCUGGUAUUUUUAACACUGCUUCUUCUGUAGCUGAUCAAAGUAAUAUGGCAUUUGACAAAGAAAGUAUUAUUGGAUUGAUUAUCUGGCUCAGCUGCGUUUUGUAUAGUUCUCUUCGCACUGUGUCCAAGUCUAAUAGAAUAACAAUGACGGAAAAAGUUCUUAUACAAGAUAAUGGAGCUGUGCGGAGCACUGGCGACCAGUCUCUUAUCGCCAAUGAAGAUUAUGUUCCAGUAGAACGCCACAGUGACGACGAGGAAGGAGGUGCCAAAGUCUGGGAUAACGAGGAGGACACUGUUGCUUAUAAUUGGAGUUUUUUCCACUUCAUGUUUGCUCUUGCUACUUUGUACGUGAUGAUGGCGCUCACCAACUGGUAUCAGCCUAAUUCAUCUUUGAAAUCUCUAAAUGCAAAUGCAGCUUCAAUGUGGGUCAAGAUUAUCUCAUCAUGGGUUUGCAUGGGACUCUAUACCUGGUCUAUGGUUGCACCUGCUAUCUUAACUGACCGAGAUUUCUCUUAAGUUUGAUCGUUUAUUUUUAAAUGAAUAUUCGCAAAUAUCUAAAAAUCUUGUAUAAAGUUUUAUGGAAGCUAAUAUUUCAUUUGUGGGAAAUGUUUUCUGCACAAAAAUGUAUCUUCAAGUCUAUACUAUUGAAUUAAAGUGUAAAGUUUUUUGUAAUACAUAACGAACGUAAAAAGAUUAAAAAAAUCUUGUGCUUUACUAGAGGUACAAUCAUUGAAUUGGAUUUUACGAUAAAUUUGCUAAUUAAAGUAACGAUUGAAAAAGUAAUAAAAUAUCACUUAAGAAAAAAUCGUACCGGCAUGCAUUUAAAAUGUAGUUUCUAAAAACUUCACUACGCUGCUGAUAGCUUUCAAGUAAGAAUUUCCGUUGAUUGUCACAUUUCAAAACGUGAUAUAUUUGAACUAAUUGAUAGUUAAUAGAUUGAUAAUUCGAAAUCCAUGUUACCUCGAUCAACUUAAAUUUUUGAAAGCAAAACAGUUUUAUUGUAUGCUACAUGUAUGCCGAUGAGAAAAGGAAAUCUUUCAAUAAGUUCUUAUACCAAUUAUACAUUUAUUUCCAUUGUUAAGCUCGGUUGAGUGUGUGCUUGUAAAAGCACUAAAGAUGUAUCGAUCUUGUCUUUCAUUUGAAAUACAGCCGUCAAUUUUAUUUAUCAAUGCUAAACCGAAGAAUAUACUUUAUUUACUGCAUGUGUAAGCGCUAUAUAACGUAGUGUGCGUAGCGUAUAAUCUGUAAUUACUUUGUUAAUUUGAGAAAAAAUUAAUUUUUUUAAUUAUAUUAUCUAGAUUGUAAGUAUGUAAAAGACACGUAUUUAUCGUAACUUCACGAAGAUGCAAAAUGCAACUCUUCCUCGUUCAUGUGAUAUAAACGAACAAUGCCGUUGAUGUAUUGUUUUUUUUUCUAUUGUAUUUAUCAUAAAGCUGUAACAUUCAUUGUUCAAAAAUAAAAU
Messenger RNA from Phymastichus coffea, 2582 nucleotides. It is a transcript of the gene TMS1, whose product is annotated as probable serine incorporator. The record is from RefSeq and is a predicted model, not a curated record. The transcript is spliced from 10 exons. Gene Ontology annotation, cellular component: membrane. NCBI's taxonomy places the organism in Eukaryota, Metazoa, Arthropoda, Insecta, Hymenoptera, Eulophidae. Bases 251 to 1636 code for a protein of 461 amino acids.